Messenger RNA from Leptopilina boulardi, 1244 nucleotides. Its product is annotated as odorant receptor 67c-like. Lineage: Eukaryota; Metazoa; Arthropoda; Insecta; Hymenoptera; Figitidae. Bases 29 to 1177 code for a protein of 382 amino acids. Gene Ontology annotation, biological process: sensory perception of smell; detection of chemical stimulus involved in sensory perception of smell. The record is from RefSeq and is a predicted model, not a curated record. Gene Ontology annotation, molecular function: odorant binding; olfactory receptor activity. The transcript has 6 exons. Gene Ontology annotation, cellular component: plasma membrane.
UGAGGCUUUUAUAGUUUGGUGGAAUCGAAUGAAUUUGAGAAUAGUCGGUGCAUGGCCAGAACCUAACGACAAAUAUGAACGUUUAUCAAAAUUUUUAUCAAUAAUAACUGGAAUUAAUUUAAUAUUUUUUAUUAUAAUACCACAAACUGUAUUUCUUUAUGAAAUAUGGCCCAAUUUUGAAUUAAUAAACGAAAGUUUGACAUUGGCUAAUUUUCCUGUAACAAUGGUAUUACUAAAGUUAAUUGUAGUUCGCAAUAGAAGAAAAGAUUUGAAAAUAUUAAUAGCGUCAAUUUAUGAAGAUUGGAAUCGCGCUAAAAGUGAAUUUGAAUGGAAAUUAAUGAGAAAUGAUGCUCAAAUUGCAAAAAUUAUUGCUCUAUAUUGCUUUACUGUGACAAUGUCAGCAACUGCAUUACGUUUUCUUGGGAAAAUAAUUGUAAACAGUCGACGAGAAGUAGAAAAUCGAGAAUUAUUUUACCUUGCACAUUUUCCCUAUGACGUUUUAAAAAGUCCUGCAUAUGAAUUAACUUGUUUUUUUCAAUCAUCUGCAGUUACUUUAUCAUCAUGCCUUUUCUGCGCAAUGAUUAGUUUUUGUUCUAUGCUCAUUUUACAUGUACAUAGUCAAUUUUCCAUUUUGGAGUAUAAUCUUGAAUCGCUUAUUAAUUCAAAUAAUUUUUCUAAUUCUAAAGAUUUUUUAUUAAAAUUGAAAAUAAUUGUCAUAGAACAUGAUCAUCUUAACAGGUUUGCAUCAGUAAUUGAAGAUAUUUUUAAUCAAGUUCUUCUUGUGGAGAUGAUAAUGUAUUCGUUGCAAUUAUCAAUGCAAUUUUAUCACUUAAUGAUUCUCAACAAAACAGGAAAUAUUACUCCUUUUGAAGCCUUCUUUUGGAUGUCUUAUGUAUUUGUCAUUUUAGCAAACCUAUACGUUGUAUGCUAUCUUGGAGAAAAGCUCAAAUUUGCAGCUUUAAAAUUGCAAUUUAGUGUUUAUAGAAGUAAAUGGUAUAAUUUAACAACAUUGGAAGCUAAAAAUUUAUUAAUGCUAUUUUUAAGAACAGAAAUUCCAUUACAAAUAACUGCUGGAAAAUUUUGUAUAUUCUCUUACGAAACAUUUGCUAUGGUAAUUAAAAAAUCAGUGGCUAUUAUGUCAGUAUUUUUAACAAUGCAACAAAAAAUAGACACAUAGUUUUUUUUAAAUAUUGUGCAUUUUUAUAAGGUAAAACUCCCUAUUGUUUGACCAAUUUCACUUAUUA